UUCGAUCGCAAAUGACAUUUUGUGUUGCCACGUUAUUAAGGAAGCCUAAAUUAUCUGUAGAAGACGGUCCCGCGCGCCCGAGUUACCGGUAGUACAUCCGCGACAUCGAGCCAGAUUUUAUCUUCACCGUUCGACCGACCAUUAUUGUAAUCGGCCUGACAUCAUCCAUUGCCACGGUGCGUGAGCCGGGUUAUCAUGCACGGGACACUAAGCUGCUCACUAUGCUUCCCCGCGAUUGCCGCUUACCUCCGCCUGCAACGUCCUCUCUUGGCUGGACCACACAUAUGAAGGACGACGCAGGCGUGCUGGCCUCCGUGCGUUCUACAUCUCGAAUCCACCAAUGCGCCCCGUAACUUCAGCUUCAAACUCGUUAUUGCAAUUGCACAACUUUAGGCAGCAUGACAGCCCUCAAGAAUCAGUUUCCAUGGAUCAGGGAGCCACUCGUCAUCAAUGCACCCAUGGCUGAUAAUGCUGGAGGUCUCCUUGCAGCAACUGUGACCCUUGCUAGUGGCUUCGGUCUCAUCGGCUCGAAAGUGGAUAUGGGCAUCACCAGACGCGAACUCGGCAUUGCGAAAGAGACCUUUGCAGGAACACAGCACGCCCACUCUGAAACAUUGCCUCUGGGCGUUGGUUUCUUGCCAUUCGCAUUGAAGCUCGAGUCUGCGCUGGAGGUAGUCAAGGAGUACAAGCCCGCUGUGGUCUGGCUGUUCGCUGCGAAAGAGUUAGACGACUACGCUGUAUGGGCGAAAGCUGUGCGCGAGGCAUCACCAGGAAGUAAGAUAUGGGUGCAGGCUGGCAGCGUUGAAUCAGCACUUCGGAUCGCAGAGCAAGCAAAACCAGAGGCUAUCUGUCUACAAGGUGCAGACGCAGGCGGUCACGGCUUUGAGAAGGGUGCAGGCAUCAUCUCACUCUUACCUGAGACAGCAGAUGCACUCGAAGCAGUAGGGUUAAAGGUGUCAUUAUUGGCGAGCGGUGGCAUCAUGGACGAUCGCGGGGUCGCCGCGGCUGUGAGCAUGGGCGCUGCGGGUGUGGUGAUGGGCACGCGGUUCCUCGCGAGCAAAGAGGCGCUGGUGCAUCCUGUCGUGCAGGCCAGUAUUGUAGAAGCAAAGGAUGGUGGCCAGGUCACCACAAGAAGUAAGCUAUUUGAUCAGCUGCGAGGCCCCAACAUCUGGCCGGCGGUCUACGAUGGAAGGAGCCUGGUGAUCAAGAGCCACAAAGAGUACGUGGAGGGUGUCAGCCUGGAGGAGAUACAGAAGAAGCACAACGAGGCGCUGAAGGAGGACGAUCUUGGUUGGAAGACGGGGCUUGAGGGUAGAGCAGCAAUUUGGGCAGGUACUGGUGUGGGUCUUGCCAAAGAAGUGGAGGGCGCGGGUGACAUUGUGCAGAAGGUCAGGGAAGAUGCGCGGAGAAGGUUGACUCUAGCCGCAAAGUUCUAACUUCCACGAAAUCAUCAAGAACGGUUAUGUGGUG
This is a messenger RNA of Didymella exigua CBS 183.55, 1470 nucleotides long. RefSeq names its product inosine monophosphate dehydrogenase. The transcript has a single exon. Gene Ontology annotation, molecular function: nitronate monooxygenase activity. Lineage: Eukaryota; Fungi; Ascomycota; Dothideomycetes; Pleosporales; Didymellaceae. Bases 399 to 1436 code for a protein of 345 amino acids. The record is from RefSeq and is a predicted model, not a curated record.